AGCGCCGGGUGCGCCUGCACAGGAGCGAGGCGCGCCGGGGCAGCUGGAGCGGUUCCCUCAUAGGCGGCGCCGUGUUGUGCUAGGAGCCGAGCUAGACCCGGGCCGGUAGUGUGUGAAGUGGGCGGCGGAGCCAGGGACCCUGGAAUGGCGGAGACUCUGUCAGGCCCAGGAGAUUCGGGCGCGGCGGGCACAGCGGCUCUGAGCUCCGCCUCGUCGGAGACCGGGACGCGGCGCCUCAGCGACCUGCGGGUGAUCGACCUCCGAGCGGAGCUGAGGAAACGGAAUCUGGACUCGAGCGGCAACAAGAGCGUGUUGAUGGAGCGGCUGAAAAAGGCAAUUGAAGAUGAAGGUGGUAAUCCUGAUGAAAUUGAAAUUACCUCUGAAAGAAACAAGAAAACACCACAGAGAUCCAGCAAAGGUAUCGUGCACAUCAUAAGCAGGUGUCAUACUAAGAACUUCCUUCAAUGGUACUACUUCGCUAAUGUUCCUCACUUAUUUGGCUUUUUGGACUUGGCCACCACUCUGUGAAUCAAGAGCCUUCAAAGAAGCUUUGCAUUUCCUUGACGAUCACUCUACUGUUUUGUUAGCUUGGUCCAGCAGAGGAUAGAAAGAAUAUAUACCCCUAUAUUCGUUUACUCUGUAGGUUGCUCAAUAGUCCUUGUUAAAGUUCUUUACAGAGAGAGUGUUGGGCACUGCUUAACUCUCCUAUUGGUCUGAUUUACAGAAAAUGAGUUCCCUAUUAAAUACCACCUGGCCAAGACAGAAUUGCCACUUAUAUAACAUUUCUUUCAAAAACUGCCCACAGAGUAAAAGUCAUAUUGCAUGUCACAUUAUUGGCCACCUGGUCUUACCCACAUCUGUCUUAUUUCCCACACCCGUGCCCUGUGUUUUAGUCAGGCCCC
Messenger RNA from Microcebus murinus (gray mouse lemur), 902 nucleotides. Lineage: Eukaryota; Metazoa; Chordata; Mammalia; Primates; Cheirogaleidae. The record is from RefSeq and is a predicted model, not a curated record.